UCGUGGCUUCACCUGCAAUUCCUGGGAGAUCUCUCUCUCUCACCUUCUCCGCCCAGCAGCUCGUCAACUUCCAACACAAUUCUCUCUCUCUCUCUCUCUCUCUCCCCGACCCAAUCGCAGUUCGAGUAAUUUCUUCGCAAUUAAUGGCAGCAAUAUCAGGGAAGAUUAUACAAAAUGUUUCGGUAGCACAUUGCUACCACCGGAAUAGGCAGGUCUGCACUCAAUAUCAAAGGGCAUUUUGCCCCACUAGUAUGCGCAACUUGCUUCCUUUUGAAGGAGGGAAGUUAGCAUGGAAUGACAUCUCAGCCAUGCAUUCGCCCUUCUUGUCAAAAUAUCAGUCUGGUUGUGUUAACCGAGGAACUUUUUUCUGCAAUGCUGCUCCAUCUACUACUGCAUCACCCUCAACUGAAAAAGUCGAUUUCCUUAAGCUUCAAAAUGGAAGUGAUAUUCGAGGAGUUGCUGUUGCUGGUGUUGAGGGAGAACCUGUUAAUCUUACUGAACCAGUUACAGAAGCAAUAGCAGCUGCAUUUGCUGCAUGGUUGUUGGACAAGAAGAAACUCGAUUCAUCUAAACGUUUGAGAGUUUCUAUCGGCCAUGAUUCUCGUGUAUCUGCACAAAAGCUACAGGAUGCAGUAUCUCGAGGAAUAGCUGGUGCUGGCCUUGAUGUCGUUCAAUACGGGUUAGCAUCCACACCAGCAAUGUUUAAUAGCACGAUCACUGAAGAUGAUAACUUUUCAUGUCCAGUUGAUGGAUCCAUUAUGAUAACAGCGAGUCAUCUUCCUUACAACAGGAAUGGAUUCAAAUUCUUCACAAAUGCUGGAGGGCUUGGGAAAGCAGAUAUUAAGGACAUAUUGGAGCGGGCUGCAAAUAUUUACAUUAAUUUCGCAGUUGAAAGUAUGAAAGAUGCAGAACGAAAAGCUGCUUCAUCUGUAAAGAGAGUUGAUUACAUGGAUAUUUAUACAUCUGAUCUUGUAGCAGCAGUUCGCAAAGCUGCAGGAAAUAUCGAGAAGCCACUUGAUGGGUUUCAUAUUGUUGUUGAUGCGGGGAAUGGAGCAGGAGGAUUUUUCGCUGCAAAGGUGCUUGAGCCUCUGGGGGCGAUUACUACUGGCAGUCAGUUCUUGGAGCCAGAUGGUUUGUUCCCUAAUCAUAUUCCUAACCCGGAGGACAAGGCAGCAAUGAAAGCUAUUACUCAGGCUGUACUCGAUAACAAGGCUGAUUUGGGAAUUAUCUUUGAUACAGAUGUUGACAGAUCUGCUGCUGUGGAUUCCACUGGCCGUGAGUUGAAUCGAAAUCGUCUGAUUGCUUUAAUGUCUGCCAUCGUUCUUGAGGAACAUCCAGGAACAACAAUCGUCACAGACAGUGUGACCUCGGAUGGGUUAACGGCGUUCAUUGAAGGAAAACUUGGAGGGAAGCACCACAGGUUCAAAAGAGGCUACAAAAAUGUCAUUGAUGAAGCAAUUCGUCUGAAUUUAGUUGGUGAGGAGUCUCACCUGGCUAUUGAAACCAGUGGGCAUGGAGCUCUGAAGGAGAAUCACUGGCUCGAUGAUGGUGCAUACCUUAUGGUCAAGCUCUUGAACAAGCUUGCAUCUGCCAGAGCUUCGGGAGUUUGUGGUGACAGUAAAGUUUUGACUGAGUUGAUGGAAGGCCUGGAGGAACCUGCUGUUGCUGUUGAACUGAGACUAAAGAUUGAUCAGAGCCAUCCAGAUCUUAAAGGAGGGUCCUUCCGGGAAUAUGGAGAGGCCGUGCUGAAACACAUGGAGAACAUUACAGAGUCAGAUCCUAAGCUUCAGAAAGCCCCAGUUAACUACGAAGGCGUCAGAGCUUCUGGCUAUGGAGGGUGGUUCCUUCUGAGACUCUCACUUCAUGAUCCUGUUCUGCCCCUUAACAUUGAGGCACCAAGUGAUGAAGAUGCUGUCAAACUCGGGCUUGCUGUCCUUGCUGCUGUUGAUGAGUUCCCUGCUUUAGAUACAUCUGCCUUGGACAAAUAUGUCCGAGUAUCGUAAUGUGGAAUACCUUCCAUGUCUUAGAAGAGAAAUUUCACAUUUGGUACGGCUGAUUUGCGUACAAUCUGGUACUGGAGCUCCAUGGUUGGCACCAGUCUUCACUGAGAUGAUCUUGCCAAAUAAUGUGGCUAUAGAGUUAUGAUCGACAUCAGGAUAUUCUUUUUGGGAGUUAUGUAUUACAAUUUUGAUUUGGUUC
Rhododendron vialii is the source of this 2199-nucleotide messenger RNA. RefSeq lists its product as uncharacterized. The transcript is spliced from 18 exons. Gene Ontology annotation, biological process: carbohydrate metabolic process. The record is from RefSeq and is a predicted model, not a curated record. Gene Ontology annotation, molecular function: phosphomannomutase activity. Bases 144 to 2003 code for a protein of 619 amino acids. NCBI's taxonomy places the organism in Eukaryota, Viridiplantae, Streptophyta, Magnoliopsida, Ericales, Ericaceae. Gene Ontology annotation, cellular component: chloroplast stroma.